AUGUCCGCCGCCGUUCAGACCGUCGAACUCACCGCCCGCACCGCGAUCGCGGGCAACUUCCGCAAGGCCACGACGCCGCGCGCCGCUGCCAAGGCGAACGUGAACGUCGUCACCGAGGCCAAGGUUAAGGUUGCCAUCAACGGUUUCGGCCGCAUCGGCCGUAACUUCGUCCGCUGCUGGAAGACCCGCGGCCCGGACUGCCCGCUCCAAGUCGUGUGCGUGAACCAAUCCGGUGGCGCCAAGCCGGCGGCGCACUUGCUCAAGUAUGACUCCAUCUUGGGCACGUUCAAGUCGGAUGUCAAGGUGAUUGACGACUCGACCAUCUCUGUCGACGGUGACGUCAUUAAGGUUGUCUCCGACCGUGACCCGCUCAACCUUCCGUGGAAGGAAAUGGGCAUCGACAUCGUCAUCGAAGGUACCGGUGUCUUCCUCGACGGUCCGGGCGCGGGUAAGCACAUCACCGCCGGCGCGAAGAAGGUUGUCAUCACCGCUCCGGCGAAGGGCAACGACAUCCCGACCUACGUCGUCGGUGUCAACGCCGACCAAUUUGACCCGAGCGCCAACAUCGUGUCCAACGCGUCGUGCACCACGAACUGCUUGGCGCCGUUCGCCAAGGUUAUCGACGACAAGUUCGGCAUCGUCAAGGGUACCAUGACCACCACCCACUCCUACACCGGUGACCAGCGCAUCCUCGAUGCGUCCCACCGUGACUUGCGCCGUGCCCGUGCCGCCGCCUUGAACAUUGUGCCGACCUCCACCGGUGCCGCCAAGGCUGUCGCGCUGGUGUUGCCGCAACUCAAGGGCAAGCUCAACGGCAUUGCGCUCCGCGUGCCAACCCCGAACGUCUCCAUCGUCGACCUCGUCGUCAACGUCGAGAAGAAGGGUGUCACUGCCGAAGAGGUCAACGCUGCCUUCAAGGAAUACGCCGACGGCCCGAUGAAGGGCGUGCUCGCGAUCACCGACACGCCGCUCGUGUCCGUUGACUUCCGAUGCACCGACGUCUCCACGACCAUUGACGCCGCGCUCACCAUGGUUAUGGGUGACGACAUGGUCAAGGUUGUCGCCUGGUACGACAACGAGUGGGGCUACACCCAACGUGUGGUUGACCUCACCCUCAUCGUCGCCAACAGCCUCAUCAACGAAGGCAGCGUGACCCUCGACCCGCUCGAUCAGCUCUGCUCCGACGACCCCUCGGCGGAUGAGUGCAAGGUGUUCGACAGCUAA
Molecule: messenger RNA, 1224 nt
Organism: Ostreococcus tauri
Lineage: Eukaryota; Viridiplantae; Chlorophyta; Mamiellophyceae; Mamiellales; Bathycoccaceae
Product: Glyceraldehyde 3-phosphate dehydrogenase, NAD(P) binding domain
Exons: 4
Coding region: 1-1224 (407 amino acids)
Biological process (GO): glucose metabolic process
Cellular component (GO): chloroplast
Molecular function (GO): NADP binding; glyceraldehyde-3-phosphate dehydrogenase (NAD+) (phosphorylating) activity; NAD binding
Source: RefSeq, a predicted model, not a curated record